Colletotrichum costaricense is the source of this 276-nucleotide messenger RNA. RefSeq names its product sterol esterase carbohydrate esterase family CE10. The annotation marks the transcript as partial. The transcript has a single exon. The record is from RefSeq and is a predicted model, not a curated record. Lineage: Eukaryota; Fungi; Ascomycota; Sordariomycetes; Glomerellales; Glomerellaceae.
GGCGCGCUCGAGGCCAUCCCGUAUCUGGGAAGUUUCCAUGCGAGUGAUGUCGUGUUGAACUUCUUCGGUACGCUGCCGGCGAACAAUUCGCGCCAUAUAAUGGGUACCCUGAUUGCGUUCGUCAACAACCUGGAUCCCAACAAGCACAACAUGAGCGAUGUGCCUGCUUGGCCGCAAUAUGAGUCGACCAGUCGGUCAACAAUCCUGUGGAGCGAGGCCGGCGCAGAGAUUGUAGCUGAUGACCUUACGCGAAGAGGCGAUCACGUACCUGAAUGA